Rubroshorea leprosula is the source of this 600-nucleotide messenger RNA. The record is from the annotation of a GenBank genome assembly. Lineage: Eukaryota; Viridiplantae; Streptophyta; Magnoliopsida; Malvales; Dipterocarpaceae.
CAUAGGUGGAUUUUGAUGAUACUUUUGACUCAGGCUAGCAGUUUUCUCUUGGCCAGUAAAUGGAGGAGGCCAUUGUUCAAUUCUUUUGCCAGAAGGCUAAUAAUAAAACAACUGGAGAUAAAUUCAUAGGCAACCAGAUUGCUCCAAUGUUAGAAUUUUGACGAACUAUUCAGAAAAAAAAAUCCCACUUAUUUUUCCUUUUUUAACUUUUCACAAGUUGAUCUGCGAAUUUAGUACGUCAUUGAUGCUAAGUACUUGGACUGGUGCUCCAUUACCUUCCAACUUCUGACUUCUAAGAACCUUUUAAAGCCCUAUCGCCCUUUCUUUAAUUGAAAUAAUCUCAUCUUUUCCUUUUAAGUUUGCUGAGCCUUGCAGAUUUUGUCUCUCCAUUUGUAGCUGAAUCAACAGCUCUUUUACAAGAUUCAGUUUUGGGUGGGAAGAAUUGUUUACUCACUGCUUGCUGCCGUCUGAAAGCCUUGAAUUACUAUAUUGCUCUUUGUACAGUUUUUUCUCUUGAGUGCAGGAUUCUCUAAUAGGUCUCCUUGUUCUUGACUUCUUGUGCAGAGGCUUGACUAAACAUAAGAAAUAUCUGAAUAUUUA